Ylistrum balloti is the source of this 3641-nucleotide messenger RNA. RefSeq lists its product as uncharacterized. Bases 140 to 3367 code for a protein of 1075 amino acids. The record is from RefSeq and is a predicted model, not a curated record. The transcript is spliced from 15 exons. Lineage: Eukaryota; Metazoa; Mollusca; Bivalvia; Pectinida; Pectinidae.
AUGACCAGAUGACGGUGACCGGUCGUGAUCAGCCUUCAAUAUCAUGAUAAUAAGUGAAAAUGGAUAAAGAAUUGUGUACCACAGGAUGGUAGAAUUUGAGAGUGUGCAGAUGAUGUAUUGUUUAGAAUGAAUAAACAAAAUGGAAGAGAGAAUUCUGAGACAACCUUCUGGACGUAACCAGCAAGGUGGGUCCAGAAAGCUAUCGGGUCAUGGCCAGCGGGAUCGGUCAAGGAAACUCUCUGGUCAUGGAAAGCAUUUAGACAGUAGGAAGACCCUGGGUUCUGGAAGAGUUGUAUGCUGGGGUUGUAAUGAGUUUGGUCAGAAUUGUAAUCCUGCGAAGAAAGAUGUAGCCUUCAAAGAUGGUCUCCUGAGCAGUUUCAGCAGUGACAUUGGAGGUCAAGUAAAGAUUGCCGCUUGUGGAGCCAGUCACUCCCUUGUUGUUACAGAUUCCAACGAAAUCUAUGCCUGGGGGAAUGGCAACAGUGGACAACUUGGAAGUUUGAGCACAGAUAGUAGCUGUGAGCCAAGGCGAGUGGACUUGAUGAGCGUUGCUCAAGAUACUGUGGUGUCUGAUCGUCUCCAAGUGAUCCAGAACAAGCUGGCCCAGAGGACUAGUCCUCCAGAAGUGGUGGAUGUGGCCUGUGGAGGGCGUCAUUCGAUGGUCGUUUUUAACAAUGGUCAGGUGUACAGCUUUGGAAACAACUUCUAUGCCCAACUUGGUUACAACUUCAGAGAGAAAAAUUUUAAAGAAAACCAGACUCGACCGUAUCUCGUGAAAUCCCUGAUAGGUAAACCAGUCUCUGCAGUAGCUUGUGGUGACAAACACUCCAUCUUCAGAUUUCAGUCUGGCUCCAUUGCUUGUGUGGGGUGCAAUGCCACUGGACAGAUUGGGACAGGUGAUAGAGAGGAGGCCCUGGUGCCAAAGAUUCUUGAGAUGACCAGUCCCAUUACACAGGUGGCUUGUGGCUCAAACCACAGUCUAGCAAUUACAGAUCAAGGUGAGGUUUUUAUUUGGGGCUCUGGAAAGGCCUGUGGAAGCAAGUCCUCUGAUUUAUUGUCACCUAUCCCCAUGGCAAUUGGGAGGAGCAAAGUCACAAAGGUCGCAGGAGGGAUGUGUCACAGCAUGGCUCUUACAGCCUCUGGAAACAUCUACACUUGGGGAUCUGGAUUGGACGGACAACUAGGACAUGGUGAUCAAGUUUUGUUUUUGUCAGAACCUCAACGACUAAAAUACAGCCACCUUAAAGGAAAAGUUCAUGACAUCUCUUGUGGAGAAUCCUUCUCUGCUGGUGUUACAGACAAUGGACGUCUGUAUAUGUGGGGUAAAAACAGUCACACAAUCUGUCCAGCGAAAGUGUCCAGUCACCGUGUUUGGGAACCACAUUGUGUGAACUUGAGGAGUCACUCAGUACAGUUUGUUACGUGUGGAGCGUGGCAUGCGGUCAGCAUAACCGGUUCACCUGAAUUUGUAGAGCAAGCCAGUUUUGACAAAUCCGAGUGUUCCGAUUCUAUUUGUUUGGAUCGUUUAGAGGAAGACUUGGCAGACUUUGACGAUUUGGAAUCAGCUGUCACACCUGUAAACAAUCAACAGGACCUGUGUAUAGAGAACACAGAUGAGGUUGGAGGGUUGUUGCCCAGUCUGAAUAUUCGCCGGGACAUGACCACAAUUGACAGGGACAAAACAAAGCUCAGCCUAGCAGAAUUUUAUGCACCGACACCAGAUAUUCCUCGAGAACCCAUGCAGGAGGACGAGGACGCAGAACUGGUUACUGAUGUACCAGUGAGUGCACAAUCUACCAGACUGGUGGUUCAGGUUUCCUUAAACAGCCACAGAGAAGAGCCACAGAUGGCCUCCCACCAUGUUCGGGAUGUGGCAACAUCACCUAUACCUUUCAGCAGCUCGGAGUCCGAGAGCGCUGCUCAGGAAUAUGUCAGUCCUGCACCCACAAAGGUGGACAGUGAACAAACGGUGCCAAAUGAAUUGUCAGAAAGUCAGGAGGCACGAGAGAACCGUGAAUUCCGUGCCAAAAUACAGAAGACUUACAACAGGGAAGAUAUGACCAAACUAUAUCUCAAUUAUGAUCGUCAAAAAACUUGUGGGAUGAAACAUCCCCCUUCUGUUGUACAAGUCAGUCGAACUCCAGCAGAUAGCUUUAUGCUUCCAAGAGAAAAUACAAACUUUACUAGUAAACAGAUUGAUUUUACUGAAAUUGACCAUAUAAGAUCUAAAAGUAACAACAGAUCUCCAGAAAAGUUUCUCAUUCAAGGGAAGUCCGCUACAGAUGUAGGGGUGAUUAGAAUGUUUGAAUCAUCUUACACAGGUAGAUCUUACCCAGAAGAAGGACCAAGUAGAUUACAGUUCAUAGAUAACUCAAUCUAUAGCCGAGGAGGCAACAACUUUCAUCAUAAAUUCCCUGACGGACGUCUUAUGGACAGUCCUUCCUUGCGGUCUGGGCGCCAUAGUGAGACAACAGUUAUCAACCUAUCACAAUUUGAGCGGGCUGCCAGUAAUUAUACAGUGUUAAUGACGCGUGCCUCUGAAAGUUCUUUAGCUGAUUAUGCUCGAAGUUGGGCUGCACCUGAAACUUCUGAUGACACUCGAUCAUCCAGGACCAAAAACUACAUCAAACCUCCUCAGUCAACGAACAGUAUUCCAAACAAGAACAAUGAGGCUAAUUUUGGGAACCGCAAGAUUUCUAGCUUUAUUCGCCGACGGAAGUUACAGAUUUCCAGGUCGGACACAGUGGUGGCUCCUCUUAAAAAUCCUGCUAAACCUUCAGGUAACAAGGUCAAAGACAUGCAGAGGUAUGCAAAGGUCCACAAUCCUCAGGGUACAUCCUUCAAACAGGACAGUAGAGUACGCCUUGGACAGUCGCUGCAGCGAAAGGUCAGCAUACCUGCUAGUCGUGCGUACCUGACUAGUGAGGAACCAGGGGAUGGUCUGUGUGUAAAAGGUCAAACAGGAUCAACGAGGAAGAACCCCACAUAUUCUAGUGCCUCGUGCUGGAGAGAUAAGACUGAUAUGGACAAAGUAAAGGCUAUGAAUGGUCAGAACUUGUCAUCCCUGUCCUCCGAUCAUUCCCCCUCGCAGGUCACCCCAGAUUCUCACAGGGAGGUUGAGGAAGGUAUGGCAACAGCUAUGGAGGAGCAGAUGGAGACAAUUUCCAGGGACAGUAAUAAGCUUAGCAAUGUUCUCAAAGAGAACAACAAUAAAAUGCAAUACAAACCUAUAGACAAAUUUAGACGUGGGAAACUAGUUGCAACAAGGAGCCAAAGUUGUGAUGAUAAUAGUACUGUGAUGUUGAAAAUAGAACCUAGGGGAGUUUCUAUUGGUGCCAAGGAUAGUGGAGUGUCACAAGUACAGUAGAGCCUUGACUCGCCAAAACGUGCGGGACGUUCACGAUGUCAGUCUGCACAGAGCUCAGGUGUUGAUAUUUACCUAAAACGAUGUGUUAACCUCGCUAAUCAGAAGACAAUGGGACAUUUUUGAAGAGAAUCUUCAAAGUUGGCCUGCUUCAUUACUCACAGCGAAAUCUGUAAUACAAGAUGCUAAUCUUGAAAUGUUUAUUUGGCUUUUUUAUUCUUUCUUGUGAAUUUGCAUGAUCUUAUGUUGUUCACAAUAUAAUUUGACAGACAAGAAA